UUUCAACGAUCGUUUCGUAAAAAUAUCCGAAUUAUAGUAUUCGUGUAGCAAUUACACAGCUGUUUACAUAUAAAAGCGAUGCAAAUAUAACAUACGUGCAUACUUAUUUCUAUACGCGCGUACAUUUUCCAUCGAUCCUUGUAAAUAGUAUUAAAUUUUUGUAAGCUCGUAUUCCAAACUAAAUUUAACACUAGAUUAACGUGCAGAACCAACGUGUAACGAUAAAAAAAUCCCACUUUAUUGUGACAUUUCAGUGUAUUUGAAAAGUUGAAUUAACUAGCUCGUCUUCAGCGUGUUUGUCGGUGGUUGCAUUUCAUACUUUUAUAAGAAAAUACUGUCCUCGAUCGGAAUUUUACGUAAUUCCGAGAGUAAACGUAAUUUUACUAGCUUAAAAAAGUAACGUACAACGUGACGAUUGUCAACCCGAGUUAGCUGUCAAAUAAAUUUCACAAAGGACAAUAGCAAAGAAGAUGUCAAGCGCGGAAUCUUUAGCAGAAGUAACAGAUGUAGUUCAAAUUCUUCGACAAUGGGAAGAGGAACAUUCGUCGCCUUCAUACGAUCCAAUUCCAACACUUCAAAGACUGGCAGAGAUUAUAGAACUGGAAACAGAAAAUUAUUUAAAAAUGGAUCCGGAUCCGUUUGAUGAAAGACAUCCAUCACGCACAGAUCCCGAGUGUAAUUUUGGACAUAUAUUAAAAGUUCUGUUUAGAAAGGAUAAUUUUAUGACCAAGCUUAUAAAUGAUUAUUUGAGAGACACUUAUUGGUCUCGAGCGGGUAUCACAGGCCGCGACGUUAGAAAACUCAAUAUCGCAGCCUGUCGUCUAAUGCUCGAUAUACUUCCCGGUUUAGAAACUUCUGCAGUAUUUCAGCCAGAUAUGGAAGGACUUAUUCAUCGUUUAUUUUCUUGGGCAGAGAAAAGCGUCGAACCCUUACAAAGUUAUGCGACUGGACUCGUAGCUGCUGCAAUGGAAGUUCAAGAAAUUGCGACAGGAUUUAGAGAACAGAAUGGAAAAAUGGUGCCUCUGAUGCUACAGAGGCUUCAUAAACUACAAGAGAAAGCACAGGAAGAUAGACAACUUGCAGUUAACAAUAGACCGUUUGCACAUUUUGGUCAAGAUAAAAAUAGCGGAGGAGAUGGAGAAAAUAAAGGUGUUCCUGGAAAAAGAAAAGUGCGAGAGAAACGAAAAGAAAAUGGUGUCCUUAAAAGCCCUAACCAUAGCAACUAUUACUCAGAAGACGAAGAAGACUGUCUUCAAUCCUCUGAGGAUUCUGCUCCAUUACCCAAGAAAAAGAAAAAUAACACAGAAUGUGAAACUCCUGUAAAGAACGAUGUUAUUUAUCCAGAAAUAAUGUCUCCACCCUUGUCUGUGCCAAAAAAUUUUAAUUCCAAUAAUCAAGUGACACCAUCCAAGACUCAAAGCACCCAUGGCAGACCUCUAAAUGUUUCUUCGGCACGAUGCAAUUUGCAGAAAAACUCUGCGUCCUCGUUGCAGAGUUCUAGUACUCCAUCUCCGUUAUUAGAAGGAAAUUCAAAUUCAUCGUGGGCAGAGAUGGAGUCAUACGUUAUUGGAAAUGUGCAAAUACAUCCUCCAACAUUGGCUACAAGACAAAUGCUGAUAUUGAGGUAUCUUACACCGAUGGGUGAAUAUCAAGAAUUUUUAGGUCAUGUUUUUGAACAAAAUGCUCUGGAACUAAUUCUCAAGUACAUUAACGUUAGAGAAACCAAGGACAGUCGUUUAGCUUUCGAAGCUUUGAAAUACUUAGCGUCUCUGCUCUGCCAUAAGAAAUUCUCCAUUGAAUUCCUCAAUGUCGGAGGUUUGCAGAAAUUGUUAGAUGUUCCAAGGCCCAGUGUCGCGGCUACUGGUGUUUCUAUUUGUUUAUACUACCUAGCAUACUGUGAGGAUGCAAUGGAAAGAGUGUGUCUACUACCGAAACAUGUUAUUUCGGAUCUCGUUACUUAUGCAUUAUGGCUUUUGGAACGAAGCCACGAUUCUGGAAGAUGCCAUGCAACGAUGUUCUUUGGAUUCUCCUUUCCAUUUAAGGUGAUACUAGAGGAAUUCGAUGCGCAAGAUGGACUACGAAAGCUAUUCAAUGUGAUAUCCACCUUACCGAUCUUAAACAUAGAAGAGGAGCCAGCGUUAAAUGACGAUGAAGAGUGUGCUUCUAGACAAAUAGUUAGACAUGUUGCGGUUGCUUUGAAGCGAUACAUGGAAGCUCAUUUACAUCUGAAAGCAGAGCAAUUACAAAGAGCAGAAAAUGUUAGAGCAGAACGCGACACGGUGCAACCAUCAUUACCCCCUUAUAAAGCUUGCAAACUAAGCAGCGAAGAAGUACAAGCAAAGGUGGAAAUUCUUCAAGAACUGAUGUCUGUUAGAGCAGUAUGGCCGCCAGUAGAAGAAUUACAUCGCCUUGGGGGCAUAACGUUACUCCUCCAGAUCAUUGCCUUUGCCAGAGAAUGGAAUUACAGUGGUCGCGUUCACACAACUUCUAGCGCGGAAACGGUCCGUUCCUGUCUUGAUGUAAUAGCCAUUUGUUCUGUUGUGCCAAAAGUGAUGUUGUUACUUUGCGAAAGAGUAGAUAUGCCGGAUAUGUCGAUGACAAUGGCGAUUAAUUUACUUUUAGCUGCGGCAGAAUGUGAAAUCAUCGCAGACGCUGAUGUACAGAGAGCUGCGUUGCGAGCUAUUAUUAAUUGCGUUUGCGCUCCAAUAAACAGGAUUGGCGGGAAUGUAGCGCGAUAUUCGGUAACAGGAUCCGAUAAAAAGAAAGCAAAUAUUAAUAAUAGCGAAGAGUUAAUACAAAAAAUUUGGGAGAGUGUAAGAUCAAAUAACGGUAUAAUGGUUUUAUUACAAUUAAUGAUGGUUAAAACUCCGAUCACUGAUGCCGACAGUAUAAGAGCAUUGGCCUGUCGUGCAUUGACAGGUUUGACACGCAGCGAAAAAGUCAGACAAAUAAUUAGCAAACUUCCAAUGUUUACCGAUGGACAAAUUCAAGCUCUAAUGAAAGAUCCGAUACUUCAGGAAAAGAGACAGGAACAUAUUACAUUUCAAAAGUACGCUUUAGAGUUGAUGGAAAGAGUUUCUGGAAAAGCAAAGCCUACUGGAGCGGAAUAUGAAAUUUCUUUGGUUAGCCUACAUAAGGCGAAUGUAGUUGCACAGACUAGAAUACAAUACAACGAACAGCAGUUAAAUCAAUUAAUAUACCAACACUUGAUGUCGAAAGGCUUAACCGAAACUGCAGCAACCCUUCAUAGAGAAGGAAGUCUAGAGACUUCUGCAAUAAUGAAACCAGUGUGUACAUAUCAACCGUUCAUCUAUCGCAGCCCUGGAACAGUCGGAACAAGAAAUGGAUUUUCUCCUGGAGCACCAGUUAAUUUAUACAAUACAAGAUGUAAUCAGAGAGAAGUAUCGUCUAGGAGCAACACCACUCCUACUUCGUCAUCUAGAUAUAUAUCUCAUACGAAUUCUGGUUCAAGUUCGUCAUCUCUAUCUUGCGGAAGUAAUAUACGUCUGAAACUUUCUGACUGUCUUAAUCAAAAUGUUAUCUCAAAUAGCACAAAUCAACCAAUUAAACUACAAAUUAACCAAAAAAAAAAUCAAGUCGACAAGCAGCCUCUAGUCAAUUCUAUAAAUUGCCUGUCAACUAUGCAGCCAACUACGUGUAGAUCAUUACAAAAACAAAUUUCGAGAGAUCCUGGAGGUGGCGGGGGACCUGGCGUCACUACGUCCAGCCCAUCUAUAACAUUGGAUUCUAUUAUUACGGAAUAUUUAACUAAUCAACACGCAUUGUGUAAAAAUCCUAUGGUUACUUGUCCACAAUUUAAUCUCUUCGAACCACAUAAAUGUCCAGAUCCUCGUACGAAAAAUUCGACGCCAACAAAUGUAACUGUAAGACUGUCCAGAAGAGCAUUAGGAGUGGACGGUAGAAGAUUGGAUAGAAGACACAUUUAUAGUCGAUUUUGUCCUGUAAAAACUUUCCGGCCUACAGACGUUGGAACCUUCACCUGUUGUAUUUUUUCGCCUUGUCAGCAAUAUCUAAUGCUGGGUACCUACGCAGGCGACGUAAAAAUGUUUAAUGCCCACACGGGAAUGGAGGAAGCAACGUAUCCAUGCCACGAGUCCUAUGUCUAUCACAUGGAAUGUAACCAACGUGGAAAUUUAUUAUUAACUUCCACCGCAUGGAGAAGUCCCAUGUCUGCGCUCUGGAGUAUAGGAACAUUUUUCGAUAUGAAAUUAUCUUUAGAGAACGAGGAUUAUAUCGAAUUUGGAAAACUUCAAGAUAAAAUUAUUGGAACCCAAGCUGAAAGUGCUACAAUUUACGACAUAGCUACAGGAAAAUUGUUAACAACUCUUUCCCCUUCAAUUUCUAAUCAGUACACCAAAAACCGUGCUACUUCUAGCAUGAAUGAUGAACUAGUUCUAAGCGAUGGUAUCCUUUGGGACGUAAAUUCGGGGAAAGAGAUUCACAAGUUCGAUAAGUUAAACCAAACGCUUAACGGAGUUUUCCAUCCGAAUGGUACAGAAGUAGUGUCGAAUACAGAAGUUUGGGAUUUAAGAACCUUCCAUUUACUGAAAACUGUGCCAACGCUUGAUCAAAUGGAAGUAAUUUUCUCUCCUGUUAAUAAUAUUAUAUAUGCUGUGUCUUUGGAUCAAGAAAAUGGAGACGAAUCACAUUAUGUUACCUCGUUUAAGACAUUAGAUGCUUUGGAUUAUAGUAAUAUUGCAACUUGCGAUGUCAAGAGAGGAAUUUAUGGGCUGGCUUGUAAUAAAUUCGACACACAAAUUGCAAUUGUCGAGAAUCAGGGUGAAUUCGAUAGUGUUCAAGAAUCAUGCGUUAGGCUAUACGAUGUUGGUAGAAGAAGAGACGAUGAGGAUGAAGCUGAUGAAGAUGACGAUGAAGAAGACCUUGAUGCAAGCGAUGAUGAUGGUUCGAAUUCUGGUUCUGAUGAUAAUAAUGCCGAUGAUGCAGAUAAUCCAGAUGCAGUAGCUGAAGAGAACGGCGAUGAAAAUGAACGAAAUGAUCGUGAGAACAACGACGACGACGACGAUGAUGACGAUGAGAAUGCAGUCGAUGGUGACGACUCUGGAGACGAUAUGACAGAUUAUAGUCCGUCUUCAGAAUUUCCUGAUUACUCUUUGUCCGAUGUCGAUGAUAUUGAAAUUUAUUUUCCAUAACUGUCCUUCAAGUUGGAAGUAACACAUCACAAAUUUUUAUUUUAAACAGUUCCAAUGCAUUCUACAAAAAGUGGCUUUAUUUCAUAUUCGGCCAAUCAUGAGGCUGAAGGAUGUUUUACCAUAAUAUGUUCAAUUAUGACUUAUUAAUCAUUAAUUGGCAAAAUAGAUAUACAUAUAUAUAUAUUUAAAAAAAUGGGAAAAAUAUCGUGCAACAAUCAAUUAGUGGAAAGUGUCGUAAUUCUCACUGUUUAGCUUAUAUACUUAAUAUUAAAACGAUGAAAUUGAUUAAAAAAUUAGUAAAUUACAUCUUAAUUAAAUUUUCAUUUCAAUUUUAAUUCAAAUUUAACGGCAAAAAUUUUUGUUUCGUUUGUACCAAUCGUAAUAUUUAAUAACCUUCAGUCAAACAAACAAAAAUAAAUUAUCAAGAUUGGCCAAUGGAAUAAUUCUAAAAUCGAUUUACUCAGCAAUCAUUAAAAUAUUAAAUAGUAAAAACAGGUUUGUCGCUGAUGUAAUUUUGAAUUUUGAUCAAAUGUCUUGUUGAUCAAUUCAAAUGUAUAUAUUAUUAUUUAAGAUAUUCGUUGUUCAAUGAACAUGUAUCGUAUAUUUACUAAAAAAAAAAUUGGUUAUUAAUAAGAGAUUCUCUUCCUCUUCAAGAUAAUCGCGAAAAUUUGUAUUGAUCGAUAGAUCGUGUUGAAAGAUCCUCAAAACCAAAUUUUCGAUUAUUUUGAGACCUAAAUUAAAGCAGUAAAUUUUCAAAAUUUUUUGAACGUAUACUUAAGCAUAUGAAAUAAAAGUAUGUAAGAGAAAAAUGAAUGUGUUCGUGUACGUGCGUGAAAGAAAGAGAGAUUGUAAAAAGUUGAUUUAAUCCUGUCGUUUGUUAUCAUUAAAGAUUCGUGAAUUUGUA
Hylaeus volcanicus is the source of this 6075-nucleotide messenger RNA. It is a transcript of the gene mahj, whose product is annotated as protein mahjong. The transcript is spliced from 9 exons. The record is from RefSeq and is a predicted model, not a curated record. Gene Ontology annotation, molecular function: protein binding. NCBI's taxonomy places the organism in Eukaryota, Metazoa, Arthropoda, Insecta, Hymenoptera, Colletidae. Gene Ontology annotation, biological process: protein ubiquitination. Gene Ontology annotation, cellular component: nucleus; Cul4-RING E3 ubiquitin ligase complex. The coding region runs from base 471 to 5171 and encodes 1566 amino acids.